Messenger RNA from Aspergillus calidoustus, 2838 nucleotides. The record is from the annotation of a GenBank genome assembly. NCBI's taxonomy places the organism in Eukaryota, Fungi, Ascomycota, Eurotiomycetes, Eurotiales, Aspergillaceae.
AUGCAGGAGUUCAGCGAGCUCGACCGCACCCUCGUUGCGGAGGCGCCCACUAUCCCAACGUACCGGCCCAGUUCACAAUCUUCCAAACGGACAUACACCAUGUCUGCCUUGGCGCCAAAGUAUCAACAAUAUCUGUCAAUGGCAGACGAGGUGCAGGCCACAAAUAAGUCCCAUGCGCGGCCAAGCAACGAGAAUGUCAACGACAUCUUUCGAUAUCUUCAGACUCACGCAUCCUCGCAAGGAAAUCCACAGACAACGGGAGCUCGAGAUAUGAUCAAAGCCGGACAGAGACGCCUUAAGUUGGCCCUUCGCACUAACAAGAAGGUAACUGAUUCGAAAGCCAAAUCGGACGAUGCUGCUCGCCAGUGGGCGGCACUUCAGCAGGAAGGUGCCUUUCCCAGGUCUCGAUACCGGAAACCUGAACAGAAGCCCGAACCGAACAAGAAUGCUCCCUCGAUAACUUCGAACUCCAAGUCCGUCUCUGACCUCAGCUUCAGGUCGAACUCAAAGCGAGACGUCGAAACUAUGGGCCGGCCAUGGUUGAACAACCCACUGGAGAGCAGGGAUGAACCAGGUUCGAAAGGGAGUAGCAGUCAGUUGUCAUCGCUCGAUCUUCAUGACCUUGCUUCGUUUGUUGAGGCAGCUGUGAAUUUCUCUUCCGAGUUCGACGACUCCAACCCUCCUCCCUAUCAGCCUUUGACGGAACAACUUUCUAAGGCUACGGACGGUGCCACGCCUCUUCUUGACCUCAAUCUACGUUCUGAUGCGCCUCAUACGUCGAAUUCCAGUACCACUACUGCACGGAGCUCGGAGGAUGUCAGCCCCAACGGCAGCCAUGAGCUACCUAGAACUCAGUUCAAUGGUCUGACUCAGUCAAGGACACCGAGCGGUCAGCAAAACUCUGGCAACCAACAUCUUGCCGAACUCAGAUCAUCCGGGGAUAUGAGCAUCCCCUCGAGACCGCCACGAACCAGCUCGUCAACCAGCUCCAAGGGCUCCUCGGCACCGCCAACGCCAGUUUUAAAAUUGUUCCCGGACACCAUGUCUCCGCGUAUGUCGAGCAAAGGGGCUCUGCGUGUUCCAACCGGCCGGUCUCCGACGCCUUCCCAAUCGUUUCCGCAACCACCAGUACCUCAGAAGACCAACACCUUAGCUGCUGUCAUUGAACCUGGAAACCGGGAUUCGAUCAACUCAUCUAGCAGUCUCUCCAAGAUAGAGGAGUAUGCUGCAGGCCCGCGCGAGGAGAAUCCACGUAUCUCUGUUGAUCCAGAGAGGCGUCCAGAAAACAAUGUUGACAGCGAAGAGGCCCAGGCCAGACAAACGAAACAUUCCCGUCGGCAUUCAACAUUACCUCCGGACGCUAUCGAUGCCUUUCCCAUUCCCGCACCUUUCAGACCAUUGCCGACAGUUCCGGAACCAUCUUCACGGACUCAAGCACGUGAGACUCAAAGGCCAUCAGUUGACCCCUCAUCAGAUCAGACGGACUCGACACGGCGGGAGCCUGAACUGCAAGCCAAGGCACCUCCGGACAUCAGUGUCUCUACGCCAAGUAGUCUCGGAAACAUCCAAACUUCGUCGAUAGGCCGUGCUUCGCCGUUUCCAAGACUCAUGGCAGAGGAGACGGAUCCAUCGACGGUACAGGAUGCUGCCGAAGCAGCUAGACUACUUCAACCUCGACGCAGUUCGCUCGGAAAAGCAGGACGAAGUCGUGAAGAAAAGGUCCGUUCAUUAAUUUUCAGGGACCUCGCCGCGAGUCGUUACAAGAAGUGCUCGGGGAAGACUCAAUUGACCGGGUCGCCACCAAGCGAGGCUCAGGGGCUUCAGGUGUCGUCGUCACAUAGAAUUGAAGCAACAUCCACACUCAGGGCCCAUCGACAAUACCAGAGAAAGAUUUCGCCCGGCCCUUCCUCGCCGCCCCCUAAUUCUCCUCCCCCAUCAGACCCGCCCCGACAUACUCUCCAGGGCCGUCGCUAUGGCAUAACCGCAACUAGCACAAUGGCCGCCACAAUUGAGAAUUUCGAGAACCUAUCGCGCCCUGCCCAGGAUCGAAAUGGCCGUGUCAGCCGAAAGACCAGUGUACGAGGCGCUGAACCGAAGCCUGGCAGACGAUCCAUGGAACAGAAUACUUACGACGAGCGAGCCGAAACUCCUCUACCAUCUUCGGACGAUGAAGGCCCAACAGGAGGCUUUUACUGGAAACCACCACAAAAGGCUGCUAAGAGUCGGCGACCAAGGCCAGCACCUAUUCUAAUUGACGAGCCUUCUCCACCAAGGGGACGAACGUUGAAGAAACGCCAUGAUUCGGGGCGUUUGAGUCCACCAACGCCGCAAGGCCAUAAAAACCGUGCCUCAGAGAGGUCCAACCACGCCCAUCCUGCUCCGCUUAACCACCACAGUCAUAAGGCCCACAGCUACUACGCCACAGAGCCCAAGCCAAAUCCUUCGCUUGAAGGACGCAUCGAGCACCUCGAGCGGCAGAACAAGAUCCUUCAGGCCGCUCUCCUCGCAGCUCUAGAUGUGGGGGUCAAGCAGGAUCUAUCUAGUUUAUUAGGGGCAUCAGCAGCCUCAAUGUCGACGAACGUCACACCUCCGCUCACAGGCAGGUCUUUUUCAACCACAACAAACACCUCCACCUCUGAAGCCCAGUCAACAGGGCAAGAGAGCCGUGGACAUACUGACAAAGCCUCAUACCGUCCAGAAAGCUGGGUCACAAGUUCCGAUUCAUUGAGAAAGGACAUUUACGAAAGCGAGGACGGUGCCGAUGUCAGGGAUCUGGAGGAGAUGAUGGAUGACUUUGACCUUGACUGGCUCUCGGAUCAAUCCAGCAUGAUGUGCUAG